GUCAAUCUCAGCGGAAUUUGAACCCAGAAUGUAACGGCAGACGAAAUACGGCUACACAUUUCGCCCGGCGUGCUAACGUUUCUGCCAGCUCGCCACCUUAACUUAUCAUAUCAAUUCCUCUCUGAUUCAGUACCUGUGUACAUUACUGCUAUUACUGAUUGGUUUCAGUCUCUUUCAGUAACAAAGUGAAAAGAUGUGAUUUGUUAUGAUGGACAAACUCGAUGAAGACAAACCAGUUUCUCAAAAUGGUAAUGCACAAAAUGAGGAGGAAGAAGAAAAGCAGAAACAUGAACAGCAAGAAGCUUUGAGAAAAUGGAAGAAAAAAAUAAUUACGAUUGUUUGUACUGGAAACAUUGAUGGACUAGAAGAUAUUAUGGAUGAACCAGAGUUUGAUAUCAAUAUUACUUGGUUUCAAGAAAAUCUGCUAAUGCAAGCUAUCCGAGCAGAACAGAUGGAAAUGGCAGAAUUUCUUAUAGAUAAUGGAAUAAACUAUAACUUCUCAAAAAUGGUUCUGGAUUACAAUGAAAAAUCAAGGAUUGUUGACUGUUACACUGUAAACUGUCGCCAGUUAGCAUACGAGCAUAGUCUUUUCCAGACAGUCCAACUGAUUGAUCUCAAAAAUCAAGAAGCUUUUGACUUCAUCAGCUCACGUAAUAGGCUUACUUCCGCUUAUAUGCCAAAAAGGAGAAGUGAAAAGAGUUUUGAAUUGGAAACUUCGGAAAUUUAUAAAAAAACAAAGAAAAACAUUGGGACAGUGGGCAUCAAAAAACGAAAAGAUCUAGCUAGCAACAUUUUGGCUGAAACUUAUAAAUUUCGACUUCACUCGUUGCCAUCGAGAUUCACCUUGAGUUUAAAGGGAAAUAACUUUGAAAUAUUAUUUAUUCAAGGCAAAUGUAAGAAUGGACACACGAUGGGUGAACGUUGUUCUUCAGCUAAUGAUAUCUAUAACCGUCCAUAUAUGCUAUUGAGACACGAACCUCAGAAGUAUAAAAAUUGCCUUUUCUUACUUACCAAACAACCAACUUUCCGGAAACUUAAAAAUUACAAGCGGUUUGAGUAAAAAAAAACCCAAAAAUAACCUUCUGCAUUUAGCUGUUACGAUCAAGAAUUUAAACUAAACACUUAAGGAAAAGACAAUCAGUCGCAAAACAGACCUCAAAUUUUUUCUCCUCGGAAGAAGGAAUACUGAACUUUCACAAUAACCGAUACCUAUCACCUGUGCUCUCUCAGAAUAAAUGAAAUAAAUGGCAUCACACACCAAGUCCUUUGUGAGCCUCUCUCCGGCUUUAUAUACCUAUGGUGCAACCUCACCUGGAAUUUGCAUCACCGGUCUGGAACCCCUAUCUUGCCCAGGAUAUUAAUCGUCUGGAAGCCGUUCAGCAACAUGCAACCAAGAGAAUACCCUCCAUCAGGCAUUUGCCAUAUUCUGAACGCCUUACUUCCCUGGGCAGGGACACAUUGAAACUCCGACGUCUGGCAGCUGACUUGGCAGACACCCAUAAAAUUAUUAACCAAACAUAUGGAGUAGGAUGAUAAUAUUGAACUAGCAAAGAACUCUUUUUAUUUUAUUUGAAUUUAUGCCGCAGAAUUUUUUUUUAAUGAUUUAAAAGUAAAAAAAAAAAAAAAAAGAAAUCUAUAUGAUCAAGGAAAGUUGAUCCUGACAAGAUUCGAACUGAAAACGAAGAGGGACGAAGCUGAAUAUUGUCAAGUUUUUAAUUGAACAAUCCACUGUUUCCACUACACCACAAUGAUAAUAAUUUUCUAACAAAAGCCCAAGCCCAGAAAUUUUGGGGGAGAGUAGCCGAUUAUAUUGAUCCUAGUACAUGACUGGUACUUUAUUUUACUGAUCCUGUAAGGAUGAAAGGCAAAUUUUACCUUGUUGGGAUUUGAAUUCAGAACGUAAAAGUGCACUACUAAAUACCAUUCACUCUUCUAUGUGCAUUCUACUAAUGCACAUAGACAGAAGUCCACAAAUUUCAGGCAGUAGUCAAAGUUGAUUAAACAAUACCUUAGUAUUUAUUUCAGUGACUCUGGAGCAGUGCUUUUCAACCUUUUUGCUGGAGCGGAACCCCAAGAAAACAUUUCACUGGCUCGAGGAACCCCUGUGUAAUAAUUUAAUAGUCUUAUGCACACAUAUAUGCACAGGAGAA
Octopus sinensis (East Asian common octopus) is the source of this 2150-nucleotide messenger RNA. RefSeq lists its product as uncharacterized. Lineage: Eukaryota; Metazoa; Mollusca; Cephalopoda; Octopoda; Octopodidae. The transcript is spliced from 6 exons. The record is from RefSeq and is a predicted model, not a curated record. The coding region runs from base 206 to 1060 and encodes 284 amino acids.